CACCUGCAGAGCGCCAACCCUCUCUCUCCCGAGAUGUUCCACCAAGUUUGGGCAGCUCUGCUCUCUCUCUAUGGUCUUCUCUUUAACUCCCUGUACCAGUGCCCUGAGCACAGCCAACUAACAGCGCUGGGGCUGGACGAGAAAGAGUCCCCAGAGCCCCACCUGGGCCUGUGGUACUUUAUCGCGGGAGCAGCCCCCACCAAGGAAGAGCUGGCCACUUUUGACUCUGUGGACAAUAUUGUCUUCAACAUGGCUGCCGGCUCUGCCCCCGGGCAGCUCCAGCUUCGCGCUACCAUCCGCACGAAAAACGGGGUCUGCGUGCCCCGGAAAUGGAUGUACCACCUGACUGAAGGGAAAGGAAACACGGAACUCAGAACUGAAGGCCGCCCUGACAUGAAAACAGAGCUCUUCGCCAGCCCCUGUCCAGGGGGCAUCAUGCUGAAGGAGACGGGCCAGGGCUACCAGCGCUUUCUCCUCUACAAUCGAUCGCCACACCCUGCAGAGAAGUGUGUGGAGGAAUUCCAGACUCUGACCUCCUGCUUGGAUUUCAAAGCCUUCUUAGUGACUCCCAGGAAUCAAGAGGCCUGCCAGCUGUCCAGCAAGUGACCUGUGACUUCAUCUGUGUCCCAGACAAGAUGGGAGCCGAGCUGUGAAGGGAGAAGCUGGAGGCUCUCCGCCCCCUCUCAUGGAUAAUAAAGAUGAUUUUUCAGUCCUCA
Molecule: messenger RNA, 716 nt
Organism: Acomys russatus (golden spiny mouse)
Lineage: Eukaryota; Metazoa; Chordata; Mammalia; Rodentia; Muridae
Gene: Apom
Product: apolipoprotein M
Exons: 6
Coding region: 34-606 (190 amino acids)
Biological process (GO): cholesterol efflux; high-density lipoprotein particle clearance; high-density lipoprotein particle remodeling
Cellular component (GO): low-density lipoprotein particle; very-low-density lipoprotein particle; high-density lipoprotein particle
Molecular function (GO): lipid carrier activity; phospholipid binding
Source: RefSeq, a predicted model, not a curated record